AUGUCGAACCCACGCGUUGAAGAGCUCCCAGAUGAGGAGCCUACGAAGCAAGUCGCCGCUGAGGAGGAGGGAUCCGACAGCUCUGACUCUGAGGUUGAGACGGGUGAAGGCCUGCCUGCUGGAGCUGGCGCCGUUGUCCACUCCCGCAACGAGAAGAAGGCCCGCAAGUCAAUUGCCAAGCUUGGAUUGACCAAGGUUCCUGGCAUUACCAGAGUCACUCUCCGCAGACCAAAGAACAUCCUCUUCGUCAUCAACAACCCCGAAGUCUACAAGUCGCCAAACAGCAACACCUACAUCGUCUUCGGUGAGGCCAAGAUCGAGGAUCUCAACUCCCAAGCCCAGGCCUCUGCCGCUCAGCAGCUGGCUGCCCAAGAGUCCCACGACCACGCUGGACAUGACCACGCUGGCCACGACCACGCCCACGACCACGGCAAGGGCAAGGCCGUCGACACCGGUGACAAGAAGGAUGAAGACGAGGAUGAGGGAGAGGAGGUUGAUGCUACUGGUCUGGAGGACAAGGAUAUCGAGUUGGUCAUGACCCAAGCAAGCGUCUCGCGGAACAAGGCUAUCAAGGCACUGAAGGAGAACGACAAUGAUAUAGUCAACUCUAUUAUGGCUCUAAGCAUAUAG
Molecule: messenger RNA, 630 nt
Organism: Amorphotheca resinae ATCC 22711
Lineage: Eukaryota; Fungi; Ascomycota; Leotiomycetes; Helotiales; Amorphothecaceae
Exons: 3
Coding region: 1-630 (209 amino acids)
Biological process (GO): protein targeting to membrane
Cellular component (GO): cytoplasm; nascent polypeptide-associated complex
Source: RefSeq, a predicted model, not a curated record